Erigeron canadensis is the source of this 1385-nucleotide messenger RNA. RefSeq lists its product as uncharacterized. The record is from RefSeq and is a predicted model, not a curated record. NCBI's taxonomy places the organism in Eukaryota, Viridiplantae, Streptophyta, Magnoliopsida, Asterales, Asteraceae. The transcript is spliced from 3 exons. Bases 28 to 699 code for a protein of 223 amino acids.
CCUUUGGCACAACAAAAAAAGCAAAGAAUGAUUGUAGCCACAACGGCUACCAUAGGAACUUUUAACAUACUGUCUACUAUGGCUCGAUGGUUUGUAUCGGGUUGUUUGAUCAUUAAUCAUAUGAUCGAGUCUAGAACACUUCGUAGGAGAUAUCUACUGAACUUUGAUAGUAGACGUGCUAAUAUGUGGAGGAUAGUGUAUCAAAGUGAUAUCGCGAGCAUUGUUACUAUUAGAAUGAAUAGACUUGCAUUUUCAAAACUUUGUAAAUUGCUUGAAAGUAAAGGAGAGAUAUGCAAUAGCAAACACAUGUUAGUUGAUGAGCAAGUUGCAGUGUUCUUACAUACGCUUGCUCAUAAUGGAAAAAACCGAGUUAUUAUUAAUAGAUUCGAGAGAUCUAGUGAAACUAUAAGCCGAUAUUUCAAGUUAGUGUUAGAUCCAAUAUGUCGGCUACGCAAAGAGUUUUACGUCACACCUGUCCCUGUUCCAAAUGAUGAGACGGAUGAGAGGUGGAAAUGGUUUAAGGGUUAUCUUAGUGUAUUAGAUGGGACAUACAUAAAUGUUAGGGUCCCUACUGUUGAUAGAAAACCUUAUCGAACACGAAAAGGCUCGAUUUGCACCAAUGUUCUUGCGGUAUGUACAAGAGACCUCAUGUUUACUCACGUAUUGGCUGGAUGGGAAGGUUCUAAAGCAGAUAGUUGAGUGCUUCGAGAUGCUAUUAGUAGACCACAAGGUCUUCGAGUACCUCAUGGAACAUAUUAUCUAUGUGACGCUGGUUAUACAAAUGGUGAUGGCUUUCUGACUCCUUAUCGCAGCCAACGGUACCAUAUUAACGAUUGGUCGAAUCCGCCUACCACACCAAAGGAGUUAUAUAAUAAAAAACACUCAUCCGCAAGGAAUGUUAUUGAGAGAGCUUUUGGUUUGAUUAAAGCUAAAUGGAAAAUCUUGCAUGAUACUUGUUUCCACCCAAUUGAAUCGAUGCCACGUAUCAUUACUGCUUGUUGUUUGAUGCAUAAUUUCAUACGGACAGAAAUGGAUGAAGACCCUUGUGAGGAUGAAGUGCCAAUUAAUCACACAGAAAACGCAUAUGACCAUGAUGAUCUUAUUAGUACUGUUGAGACAUCGCAAGUAUGGAAUGAUAGUAGAGAUACUCUUGCUAACAACAUGUUUAAUGAGUGGAAGGCAAGGCACAACAAUGUAUGAAUCUAAUUAUAGUGUCGAAAGGUUUUAGUCAAGUUGUCAUGGGAAGAAUGGAGUACAAGUUGCCAGCUAAUAGUGAUGUGGUCUUGAAUAGAUAUGAUACAUAUGUGUUUGUUAUGCUUCUUUUUGUUUUUGUAAGCUUUGGAAUAUAUAUUUAGAGGCGGGUUUGUAAAAAUUAUCACAGAAGA